Messenger RNA from Neopelma chrysocephalum (saffron-crested tyrant-manakin), 4899 nucleotides. RefSeq names its product coiled-coil domain containing 126 (gene CCDC126). The transcript is spliced from 4 exons. The record is from RefSeq and is a predicted model, not a curated record. Lineage: Eukaryota; Metazoa; Chordata; Aves; Passeriformes; Pipridae. The coding region runs from base 3064 to 3483 and encodes 139 amino acids.
GCUGAAAUACAUAGGACAGAGUGAUUUUAUUUUGAAGGGGAUGAGUGCCUUCCUUCAUUUCUUUUGUUGUCAGAUGUAUGUCAAUGUUGUGAUACCACUGCACAAAGUUGAAUUCACAUUGGUAGGUUUUGGCAAGACAUUUCUCAGACAACCAGCAGUGGCAACAGUGAAGAAAACUAAACUCUUUAUAUGUCUGUGAAGGGCAAACUUAGUGUCAGAUCCUCAUUCAGAAAUUGGUUGUAGCUCCAGGUUCUAAUGUUGCCUCUGGCCUGGGCUUGUAGUUUUCAGAAUAAUUUAGAUAUGCAUGCUGAUUUUAAAGAACUUUGGAAAAUUGCCACUUGAAUCAGUCACUUCAGGCUGCUUAUUGAAAGGAUUAUUUGGAAGAUAUUUUCUUCUUCGUGGAUUUUUGGAUUGCCAUUUUCCCUGUACAGUCAGGUCAGGUUUUGUUUGAUUUGGGUUUGUUUGGUUGAAUUUUUUGUUUUGUUUUGGGUUUGUUAGUUUGAGGUCUUGUUUCUUUUCUUUCCCUCCUCAGAUUUUCAAAUUUUGUCCUGGUUGUACUCCUUCAUCUUCAUAGUUGUCUUCCUUUUGUCUCAGUCUCCAUGAUUAGAGAUAGUAGAAAUUCCAACAAGGCAUAGCUCUGAGGCAACCUUUUUUGCUGUGGCUUGCUGCUGUGCUAUGACAGCCUUUGCCAUAAAAGCCCCUCAGCUGUGGUUGGGAGAGUGGUGAGCCUGUGUUCCUAUCUGGAAUUAGUCAGUGUGAAGAAGGAAGUCUUGGCUUCCCUUUUCCCCUGCUCAGGGAGUGGUGGGUAAGAAGGAUUUGAGAGAAUGAGGGAGAAGAAAGAUGACAAGAGGCAAUGUUUCUUCUUACAUGUGUGCUGUUAUCUCAUAGGAUACUACCUCUGAAUUACUGAAAACAGAGGUCCAUUCUGAGACAGCGUUUGUUUAAACUGUAAUGUUCAUGUAGAGAAGUGCUGACCCUUCAGGGCAACAAGAGGUAAAAGAAUAUUCCAAUUCAUUUGUCUUACUUAUUGUGCUCUUUUCUUCCUAAUACGUACACCUGCUGCUCCAAUACGCUUUUUUUCCCGACUUUGAAAUCAUGUGGGUAUAAGCUUACUUUUAUUUUUUUGUUACUCCGUACUGUGUAAACUUGUAAGGGUUGUGCGUGGAGCGCGUUAGGGGUAACUAGACGUGCAUGCUUCAGGGGGAAAGAGAAGACCAGAUCUUGCAGAACUUUGAAAUCACAGUGGAAUUCAUUAUGGGCAAUGGCGUUUAAAAAUGCUUAGGAAAAGUACAGAUAGUUACCUUCAUUUUGGUACACCUUGCUCCCAUUUCCUUUGCCCAGGGUCAGUAUUUGGGUAUUAUGCCAUUUUCCCAGCAGGUUGAGUCCUUGAUUUCUGUUGGUUUCGGUAGUUAGUGUGUGCAUUGUGAAUCAGAUACACAAGGCAAAGGCCCAGCCUGCAAUUACUGCUGCUCCUUGGCAGGAGUUUAUUCAAUCUGUUCCUCUUGGCUAGACCUCUUAUCCUGGCUUUGUGGUCUUAUUUACAUUGUGAUGGCAGAGUUAUUUCCACUCCAAAGCGCUGUAGUGAUAUUGUCUAAAUGAUUCAGGACGAGAUAUGGCUAGGGAUCUGUGGAGAGCUGAACUUAAUUUAAAUUCUGCAAGAACUAUCUGUUAUUUUCAGUGUUUAUUAUUAUUAUUAUUAUUAUUAUUAUUAUUUUAAUUAAAAGAAGAUGUAGACUUUUUGGAAUGACGGUUGAAACUUGUGUUCUUUUCUUGAGAAAUACUGUUUGGUCUUCUGAGCCGUCACGUGAAUGCCCUACUCCUGGACCUCAUAUGUAAAUAUUUUCCAUCAUAUUUGAUACCGUUCAUGGAUUAUGUAGAUGCAUAAUGAUGUCGGUGCAGGUUUAUGCUUAAAAGUCUGAGUGCAGAGCCAUGGAUUUGGCAAAGAGCUAGGGAAAAGUGCAUGUUUAGGGAGGAUCUGUUUCCGGAAAUCUUAAACCACACAAUUCCAAAUAUUCGUGAUGUAGAAUGUAAGUUUUUAUUGUUUGCUCUGUUAUUAUUUUGUACUUAAGAUAAAUUUGUCUCUUAAAACAGUUUUUCUGGGGAUAAGCACAUUCCUUGAACAAAGUACAUCCCACUGAAUUUCCAGUGGGAAUUCAAAUUAUUGUUUGUUGGCUGUCUGUCCAUGUGCAUGGUCGUAUCUCACAGUGGAGGUGAAGUAAGCUGUUCCUCAUUCAGUGAUUUGUGAUUGCCACUCGCAUUAGUGCACCCAAAAGUAAAAGUUAUGCUUUAUAUAUCGACAUUUACUAUAGGGCAUUCUACACACAGGAACUUGUUACUUUACAGCAGUUUUGGUGUCCAAGUCCUAAUGUUGCCCCUGCUUUGGGUUAAUCAUUUUCAGAAUAAUUUAGAUAUGCAUGUUGAUUUUAGAGUGCUUCAAAAAUUUGCCACUUGAAUCAGGCACGUGUGCCUACCAGUUGAGAGGAUUAUCUGAAUAGUGAAUGUGAAGGGUAAGCGACAAGCCUUGCUGGCAGUGACACUUGUGUUUGCAGCAGACUGUGGUAUGUUGGCAUAAGGGUGCUUGAACGAGUCAGUGGAUGCAAUGAAAAAAUGCUUUGGAGGCGGAGUUGUUUAGAGGAGAGCUUAGCAGCAUGAGAAAUUCGGUCUCAAUAUUCUGGUAAAAACAGAGACCUAAGUACCACUGUAGAAAGUCUGGUGAGGAAGUCUAUUAAAUGUGUAACUUCAGUCUAAAAAGUGCUCAUGUCAGAGCUCCCUGAAGAUAUGUGGCUCAUACUGCUUCAAACUGUCUGGACAUUUGUUGUUUAACUGCUGAAGCUUUCCUACCACUUGUUUCUUUCUUGAAGCCUUAAUCUAUUGAGGGAUCAGAAUUGGCUGCUAUGGAAUCAAGACCAACUAGGACAUGAGAAGAUGUAUUCAAGAUGAUCCAACCAGAAAAUUUUUCACUUCAUAGAAAUCUUAUUUUUGUUUAAUAUGUAAUAUAAUUUCACAGAGCCAAAUUCAGUUACUUUUCUUGAAAUUAAGACACGCCUGUGGCCUUCAUCAGAAAUGUUUCUAACAUUUUCAAGAAAAAAUAUGUCCCAGAAACUGAGUAUGUUUUUACUAGUUUUUGGAAUCAUCUGGGGUUUGAUGUUGCUACGCUACACUUUUCAGUAUCCAAGACGCCAAAGCAGUGCUGAGUUGCGUGGACAGAUAUUAGAUCUCAGCAGAAGAUAUGUCAAAGCACUGGCAGAAGAAAAUAAAAAUUUAAUGAAUGGUGGCGGUGGAGCAUCUAUGGCAGGAUAUGCUGAUCUUAAGAGAACAAUUGCUGUUCUUCUGGAUGACAUCUUACAACGCCUGGUGAAAUUGGAAAACAAGGUUGAUUACAUUGUUGUGAAUGGCUCAGCAACAAAUACCACUAAUGGAACUAGCCAUCAGGCACCAGUAACUUCAAAUAAACGUGUAAGACCAGCCAGCAACAUUAGAUAGCAAACAGGGCUGCUUUGUGUUGCUACAUCUGUGAUGGGUAAUAUUUAAGAUAAGCUUUUUAUCUCUGGCUAAGGCAAAGCAGUAGUUGACUCUAAAAGAAGCAUAAACUAUUCUGUUAUACUAUGUGCUGGAUCUGUGUAGGCCUAACAUAUGUGCUUAGGUUCUCAAAGCAUUAUUUCAUUGCCUUUGAGCAGUACUUCUGAAGUGAUCUUUGUUGUCUUUAAAGAUAUUUUGAUAUCAUGAUUUGAUGUAGUAUGCCAUUGGAUAAUAAAACUAUGUGAAAAGUAGUGGGGAACUUAUAGGUAGGUUUAUAAAUAUAUUUAUUUAAGUAUGAAUAUAACAUAUUUUUUGGAUAGGUGAGAAGCAUUGUAGCUUAUUAAUUUUUUGUGAUCUACAUUUAAGCCAAGGUAACUGAGGAAAAUGCGUUGUUAAGCAGAUGUUAGAAAAUGUGUAUACUUAAAAUAUUUUGUUACUUAACUACUAAACAAUAUUAAAUUGAGGACAACAUUGGUGGUAAUAUUUUAAAAUUGUGACCCAAAGAAUGUCUUUAUUUGCACUAUCUGUCAGAAUAGUUAAAGAGAAUUUACUGUAUAUUUAAGAAAAUUAAUUAUAAUAGGAAAAUAUUCUAGGUAGUAACACUGUCCAGGUUUAUCUUUGUGCCAGAGUUAAGGCAGUUAGAUUAUCAAAAGCAAAUCAUAAUCUGUGAUAUCUUAGAUGAUUGUUUCUUACGAAGAUAUUUAAGUGUAUGUAUUUUGUAAUUGCAGAUGAAAUUAUUUAAGUGACGGAAAUAAGUUUUGGAUAUGCAAAUACGGUUUAUUUUUAUUCAUUGCUGUUUGUUUUAACAAUUUAAUACCUUGCAAUUUGUGAUGAGUAUAGCACAUGAUCUCCCUGAAUUGCUUUCUUGAUCAGAAGGAAAAUCAGUGAAGGGAAACAAGGCAUCUCUGCAUUUAACAGAGUUAUAUAUACUAAGGGUGUCUAGUCAUGGAGUAUUUGAGAGGUAAGGUAAUAUUUGCCUUACGUCUAAGUUAGUCUUACAGCAAAGUGAAAUGCAUUCAGCAUGGAUGCACUGUAUUUCAAAAUGUUCCUGAAGUCAUAUUUAAGUGCCACUGAACCUGUUUUUUAAAUCGUAGUGAAUGUUUGGUGGGGACAGAGGAUACGUUCAGGGACUUUUGCCAAAAGUGUCCUGUGAGUGGGGUUUUGGGGGUGGGUAAAACUAGAGGUGCUGGAUGAUACACCAUCCAGAGUUAUGUGUUUUUUCUUUUCUUCUGUUUCCCUGCUGAUAUUCUUGAUGGUUAUAAAAGAAAAUACACUUGCAACUUUUGUUAGCAUCCAGAGGAUUUUUUUGGUCACAUUGUGUGUAAACAUGUACUCACUUCAAUGCAGAAAGAGAAAUAAAUUUUUAAUUGUACUUGUAAA